Molecule: messenger RNA, 954 nt
Organism: Closterium sp. Naga37s-1
Lineage: Eukaryota; Viridiplantae; Streptophyta; Zygnematophyceae; Desmidiales; Closteriaceae
Source: the annotation of a GenBank genome assembly
AUGGGACUGCGAAGACGGCUUGGGUACCUGCUUGAAAAGAGUCUGGCGUACCACCGAGUGGUCUAUAUCAAUCACUUACAGAAGCACAGAGCACAGCCUUCCUUCUUCCAACUCACCAAAGGGGUUCUUAAGAUUCUGAUGAGCCGUGGACACUACUUAAGCUCGCUCCGACAGACUGCGGCUGGAGACGAAUCCAUGAAGCCGAUUAUAAAGGGGACAGAGGGCGAGUGGGUGCUGAGCCGAUACCUGCUACCCCCUGGCUUGCACGAGAUUUCUGUUGGUGACGUCGUUGUCAUGAGAUAUGAUCCCGCAAAAAUUGUCUCUUCCACCAAUUCAGCCCAUCCAAAUUUGGCCCCUGAUGCAACGGCCAACGUCGGGACAGCAAUGGGAGUAACAGCCACUGAAGAAAAAAAAUCAGGGGACGUUUCCCAGUUGGUAACCGCCGCUUCUUUCAAAACCAACAAUCCCAAAAAGCUCAUGAAAAGGAAGAAAUUGGCCCAGACACAAGCUGCUACCAGUACAGUCACUCGCAGAACCGAUGCUGCCACCGGUGCAGCUUAUGCCUCCUCUUCCUCCUCCUCUCCCUCCUCCUCUCCCGCAUCCUCUCCCUCAUCCUCCUCCUCAUCUUUAGCUUUCUCGUCCUCGUCUUCUUCCUCAUCCUCAGCUUCCCAGGCCGACACAUCACAGAACCCUCUUAAGGCUGCUUUUCGGCGAGUCGCAGCCGUUGCUGGAGAUGAGAUCGUGUCAUCUCGGCCGUCGGAUGAGCCGUUUCGGAUAGAGAAGGAUCAUUUUUGGCUGCUUGCUGAUAACUUGGCUGUUCCUGCAAAGGAAGCUAUUGACAGCCGCACCAUUGGUCCUGUGCACAAGAGCUACAUUUUGGAAAGAGCGCUGUAUGUGAGGGCACUGCAUAUGGUGCGAUCAGAGGAUGAGCAUGGGCCCAUCCGAAGCAGGUGA